AAUGGAUCUGGCUAGUGGCCGUCAUGCUGGGAGGCAGAGUCGUUACAAAGCAGAUUAUAGUGAAAAAUCUUAUGAUUCAAAUUCUGUCCCAAGGCAAAACAGUAAACAUGAAAUGAACAUUCUAAAUAUUGGGCAUGGAGAAGACCCUAGUAAUUAUGAGCAUCGGUCUAUUAUGGAUGAAGAAGCUCUCCAGCAUCAAAACCCUGAGAAUGGUAAAGAAACUGGAGAUAUCAACGUUGAUUUUAAAAGGGUAAAGAACCAUGGUUUAAUGUGUCCGCUCCAUCCUCAGCAAGUAGGGACUUGGGUAGUGAUGGUCAUCCUUGUGCUAACCUUUUAUCUAUUCUUAAUACCUGGAAUUUAUCAUAUCUCUGCAGGGUUCUCUGUUUUCAUUUGAAUUAUUUAUGGACUUCUCUUGUUCGGAGUUAUCAUUUUCUGCCUUCGUGCCACCCUUACAGAUCCAACUGAUAGAAAUAUUGUUUAUGAAAGAGAAUGAAGAAAAGAGGGAAUCGAGCCUGAAGAAAAUGAUGAACUCGAGUUCUUCUGAGAUGUAUGUGAAGGCUAUGUUCAUGAUAGGACAAAACACUGAGGUCAAUGAAACAGGUGAACUGAUCUUUUUGAUCAUCAUUGAAAGUGGUUGAAUAACUGAGUUGGAGCUAAAAAUUAUGCAGAUUUCCUCAUCUUGAUAUCAGUAUUAUUGCUUCAGACUUUAUUAUUUAUGAUAAUAUCAUUCGUAUUUGUAAUCACAGCUCUAGCAAGCAAGUCCAAAUUUCAGGAAGGGUUCAAUGAAUACUACGAUUCUGAGCUAAAUAGAUUUGGUUUAGCGGUAUUUGUUGUACUAUUAAAUAUUCUAUGUGGGCUAAUAGUUUAUUUCACAGUUUCACUAAUAAUACUGCACAUAAAACUUCGCAAGAUGGAAAUUACCGCUUAUGAAUAUAUUGUCUACCUAGAUGAGAGAGAGGAAAGACUUGAACUCUUUCAAAGAGGAGAAAUGAGUAUUGGAGAAUUUGAAGAGGAAGAAAAACAAGCCCAAGAAGACUUAAAGAAAAAGAAAAAGUCUAAAAUUAUUCACCAAAUCAAUAAAGAGAAUAAGAAGGCCUAUCGGGAAAGGAUCAUUGCAAGAAAUAAUAAGGCAAAGAAGACCAAGCAAACUGGACAGACACCUGCUGCUACCCAAAAUGCAAUGAUGCAGAACCAAACUCCAAAGAAGAAACAAGAUCAGGAGAAGAUUACUAAGCAUCAAUCCGACCAUAAAAAAGAAGAAUUUUACAAUGUUAUGCAGGGAAAGAAGAGCCCUGAAAGAGCGAAGAAGUAUUCUUCUAGUCCAAAAGGUCAUUGAGGUGGAAUAAGAGUUAGUGAUGAAAAUAUCGAAGAUGUCAAAGUAAAUCUAGCUCAAGAUACAAAAAGGAAGAGAUUAAACUUCAACCAAGACAGAGAAAGCUCGGAUGAGUCUGAAAGCUCUAAAGCACAGGAAAUCAAUAAUCGUAAAAGAGAUUCAGAGAAAGAAAAGUCUUCUAGAGAAAUUAUGAACUAUUUCAGUGAUAAUUGAGAAGACUUAGACCAAAAUCCUUCUAAUUCCUCUCAAGCCCACCCUAGCUCUGAAAGAUCUGAAGCCAGCUUAUCUUCUCCAUCCUCUGCUUCCAAAUCACCUCCAAAUAAUAUUGGCACCAAUACAGAGAUGAGUUCUGACAAAAGGGUCGGACCUGACUUUACCGGUCUGAAAAAGGCUGCUCCUUCUGAUUUCAGUGACGAUCCUGACUCUUCCUAAUUCAUCAGACUGAGGUUUCUCCAACACUUAUCUUCUAUUA
This is a messenger RNA of Moneuplotes crassus, 1805 nucleotides long. Lineage: Eukaryota; Ciliophora; Spirotrichea; Euplotida; Euplotidae. The record is from the annotation of a GenBank genome assembly.